Molecule: messenger RNA, 3048 nt
Organism: Nymphaea colorata (pocket water lily)
Lineage: Eukaryota; Viridiplantae; Streptophyta; Magnoliopsida; Nymphaeales; Nymphaeaceae
Exons: 14
Coding region: 743-2413 (556 amino acids)
Source: RefSeq, a predicted model, not a curated record
CCCACAGAGAGGGGAGGGAGAGGGGCUCCACGCCACUCCCUCGAUUCACGCCGCUCAUGUGAUGGCACGAAGGAAAGAGCGCGGCGCCACCGCACGUGCCUUUUGGUAGAACGCCUCGCUGGCUCGCACGAGCGGCCGGCUUCUUCCCCUCCCUCCUUCUCUUCCUCUCUCUCUCUCUCUUUCUCGGUCUUUACGUUCUUUUACAGGGUGGACGGAAGGAAGGAAGGAGGGACUCUGUAUCUGAUCUCUCUCUGCCUGCGUUCUGAACGGCUUUUCAGAGAGGACAGGAGAGAAGAGACAGAUAUAGAGGGUGGAAUAACGGCUUCUUCUUCUUUCUCUUCUUCCUGUUGUUUUCCUCCGUUGAAUGUUUGAGACGUUUUCCUCGAAGGGAGAGCGGAGUUGAAGAAUCCCUCGUCUGUUUUCGUAGUUUUAUUCAUCUUUUGUUUCCUUUUGCUUCCAUUCGAUCCGUCUGAGGAGGAGAGAGGCGAAUUCCGAGGUUUUCAUUUGCUUGAGUUUACCUUUUCGGUUUCUCUCCAAUUGUUCUGUGGUAUAGGAGGGGACGAGGGAGAAAGAUUCGAGUUUCUUCUCCUCCUUCUUCCCCUUCUUCUCUUUGUGUCUCCUGUUGCUAUCUCUCCUUUAUUGGGAAAAGGGAAGGGGAGGGGGAGGCGGAAGGGGGAAGAGAAGGCGUCGAAGAGACGAAAUUCAAGGUUCUAUUCUUCUUCCUUUUUCGUCGACCGUGCUGAUGGAGCAGCUUGUCAAUUUCAUUAUUCGUCCCCCCAGAGCUGAAUAUACCCCAGAUAGUGACCUUCUGGAACAGAAGUUUAUGCUGAAGGGACAUUGGUAUCAGAGAAAGGACAUUAAGGUUAAGAAUAGCAGAGGACUUGAACUUCAGUGCAGCCAUUACAUGCCACUUGCAAUUCGGGAGGGAAAAGCACUGCCAUGUGUAAUAUACUGCCAUGGAAAUAGUGGCUCUAGGGUGGAUGCCAGUGAAGCUGCCAUCAUUUUGUUGCCAUCAUAUAUCACAGUUUUCACUCUGGAUUUUUCUGGUUCUGGACUUUCAGAAGGAGACCAUGUUACUUUAGGGUGGAAUGAGAAGGAUGAUCUCAAGGCUGUUGUCAACUAUCUGCGAACUGAAGGCAAUGUUUCUUUAAUUGGUUUGUGGGGUCGCUCAAUGGGUGCUGUAACCAGUUUGCUAUAUGGUGCUGAAGAUCCCUCUAUCGCUGGAAUGGUUCUGGACAGUCCAUUUGCCAAUUUGAUUGACUUGAUGAUGGAACUUGUUGACACUUACAAAAUCCGCCUACCAAAAUUUACUGUGAAGGUUGCAAUUCACUAUAUGCGCAGGGUUGUCCAGAAGAAGGCAAACUUUGAUAUAGCAAAUCUAAAUGCUGUUGAGGUAGCAAAAUCUUGCUUUGUUCCAGCUUUAUUUGGGCACGCCACUGAAGAUGAUUUUAUUCAACCUCAUCAUUCAGAUCGAAUAUAUGAUACCUAUGCAGGGGACAAAAAUAUUAUCAAAUUUGAUGGAGACCACAACUCACAACGCCCACAAUUUUACUUUGAUUCCAUAACUAUUUUUUUCCACAAUGUACUGCAUCCUCCAACUGAUGCAGCUGACGGGAUCUCUUUUCCAUUAGACCAUGAAUAUUACUUUGAUCAGAAUAGCUGGGAUAGCGUGGAUGGAGUUGGGCUUCAAGAUUAUGAUUCUCACACACCUUUCUCAACAGGUGAUGUCACUGAUCAAUUGCCUCUUAGAAGACCUAUGAGUAGAACAGAGGUCCCUGUUGAUAUUCGUGGACAGGAGGAACAUCUGGAGGAUGCAAGUCAGGGUGUUAACUGUUCAUCUUUAGACGAAUCUAAUUCAUACACUAUUCCCUUCAGUCACUCUACUUUUGGUGGCCAUUCUGCUGGAUCUUCAUAUGGUAGUGUAGCUGAUUUCCCCUACAGUGUUGAAGAUGAAGAAAGAAUGCUAUCAGAAGCGAUCAUUCUCUCGCUCAAGGAGAUGAACAUUGGGUCAACAAGUGAGGAUCCAAUGUCGGCGAGUUCAGAAGAUCCAUGUCAAACGGAUGACUCACCUUCAGCUGGAAGGAGUACUUCACCUACCGAAGGACCUUCCUUUGAGGGAACAGCUGGAGAUAGUUGCAUUGAUUCUCUGGUUGUUUGCCAACCUGAGUUGAAAACACUUUCUCACCCAAAAAGUUCAGUAACAACGGUACAUGCUGAGCCACCUUCAGUUACCGACUGUCAGACACUUGACCCUGUCUUGUCCAAGUCGUCGUCUUUGCCAGCUUCAGAAAGUCAAGCAGAACAGCUUAAGUCUUCAUCUACUGGAUGUUUGUGCAAUGGGGAUCUCUCAGCACAGCAGCAGCACUUGGAUCAGCCUGCAGAUGCGAAUGCUUUGCUGCCAAAGAACAUGUGAAUGCACAUAAUGGAUAGUUUCGUCCACCGUUUUCAGGCUCAGCUUGUUUAGGAACAAGGGUUGAGCAUGAUCCUGCAGAAUUGGAUUGUUUAGUGACAGGUGGGAGCUUGAUCUGUGGGAAUGGAUGGACUGAUUCUCUUUGAUGAGUCUGAGUCAGUAGAUACGAUGCGCAUGUAAAGAAUCUUUCCGGCUUCCCUUGAUUUGUAACCAUGUGUGCAACUUCUCAAUGUAAGAGAAACAGCUAUAAAACGGUGAAGAUAGCAGUAGUGCAUCCGUCAAGCACGAUUACAUGCUGUGGUGGAAACUGCCAAACAAAGUGCCAGUUAUGCCCGAAGACUAGCAGAGUCGGGUUCACCAAUACGACAAUACCUGGACAGGAGUCUCAUAGUUCACAGCCUCCGUGACAAGUGUGUGGCAGAUCUGCAACCCACUGCGGGCAAAGGGGCCUGGUUUUGCUGCUGCUGGGUUCCCUUGGGUUUGUGUAAAACGCUAUUCACUUGCAAUUGGUAGGUUUUUUCUGCUUGCCUCGCAGGCAAAAAUGUACGAUACACGUCUGUGCUGUUUCUCCAAUGCAUGUGUAUGUAUAAUGUUUUCAUAACUUACCUAAAGCAUAUAAUCUUGAUAUUUUCCAUGUA